Triplophysa rosa is the source of this 3059-nucleotide messenger RNA. RefSeq names its product glyoxylate reductase 1 homolog (Arabidopsis) (gene glyr1). The coding region runs from base 59 to 1588 and encodes 509 amino acids. Gene Ontology annotation, molecular function: NADP binding; oxidoreductase activity, acting on the CH-OH group of donors, NAD or NADP as acceptor; NAD binding. The record is from RefSeq and is a predicted model, not a curated record. The transcript is spliced from 16 exons. Lineage: Eukaryota; Metazoa; Chordata; Actinopteri; Cypriniformes; Nemacheilidae.
GUUCGGUUCAUUCCCUGCAUUCAGUGCGACGUUCCUCACGAGUCACUAACAGUUUAAGAUGGCGACCGUACAUCUGAGGAUCGGGGAUUUGGUUUGGGGCAAGCUUGGACGCUAUCCUCCUUGGCCAGGAAAGAUCGUCAGUCCACCGAAGGACCUGAAAAAGCCAAGAGGCAAAAAAUGCUUUUUCGUCAAGUUUUUUGGAACUGAAGAUCAUGCCUGGAUAAAAGUAGAACAGCUGAAGCCUUACCACCCCCACAAAGAGGAGAUGAUCAAGAUAAACAAAGGCAAGCGCUUCCAGCAGGCUGUUGAUGCAGUUGAGGAGUACCUGAAGAAAGCCAAGGGGAAAGAUCAGACACACUCUGAUGAUAAAAGCAAAUCUGAGAAAGGGCGUAAAACAGCUAAACCAAUGAAGAUUAUCGAAGAGGAUGACGAAGAUGCCUUCAAGGGUGGCUCAUCGGACAAGGAACAGACUGAUUCUGACCCAGAGCCAUCCUCUGUACAACGGCGGGUCGCUGGAACAGUAUCAGGAUUCAAAUGGGAGAGCAGUCCAGUAAAGGAUGACCCACAUUUCCAUCACUUUCUGCUUAGCCAGUCUGAGAAGCCGGCUUCAUCAAUGGAGCCCAUCACCAAACGCUUAAAGAUUGUCGAGGAGGACACAGGAUCAACGUCUAUUCAGGCAGCAGACAGCACAGCCAUCAACGGCAGCAUCACACCUACAGACAAAAGGAUAGGGUUCCUUGGACUGGGCCUGAUGGGAAGUGGUGUGGUUUCUAAUCUGUUGAAGAUGGGGCAUGUUGUGACAGUUUGGAAUCGCACAGCAGAAAAACAGUGUGAUUUGUUCAUCCAAGAGGGUGCCAGGUUAGGACGAACACCUGCUGAGGUUGUGUCCAUGUGUGAUAUUACAUUUUCCUGUGUCUCAGACCCAAAAGCUGCCAGAGAUCUGGUUUUAGGUCCUAGUGGAGUGCUACAGGGAAUCCGACCAGGCAAAUGUUACGUGGAGAUGUCCACUGUUGAUCCAGAAACCAUCAUCGAGCUCGCACAGGUCAUCACAUCCAGAGGUGGCAGAUUCCUGGAAGCUCCAGUUUCAGGCAGCCAGCAGCUUUCCAAUGACGGUAUGCUGGUCAUUGUUGCUGCAGGAGACCGCAGCGUAUAUGAAGACUGUAGCAGCUGCUUCCAAGCAAUGGGGAAGACAUCUUUCUUUAUAGCAGGGGAAGCAGGAAAUGCCACAAGAAUGAUGCUGAUCCUUAACAUGGUUCAAGGCAGUUUCAUGGCAACCAUCGCAGAGGGACUGACUUUGGCGCAGGCCACACGACAGUCACAGCAGACGUUUUUGGAUAUUCUUUGCCAAGGACAAAUGGCAAGCACUUUUGUGGACCAGAAAUGCCAGAAUAUCUUGCAGGGCAACUUCAAACCUGAUUACUACCUGAAACAUAUUCAGAAAGAUUUGAGAUUAGCCAUUUCAAUGGGAGAUUCGGUUAAUCACCCGACACCAAUGGCUGCAGCUGCAAAUGAGGUAUACAAGAGGGCAAAAGCAUUGGACCAGUCAGACAAUGACAUGUCUGCAGUCUACAGAGCUUACAUUCACUAAUUGAUGUGCUCUACGUCCUGGACCAUAAACCUCACCUCUCUGUUUGUUUCUCUCCCCCUCACUUUCCUCCUCUCUUGCUGAUGAAUUUUGUUGGGCACCAGUGAUGUUUUCCCAUGUGUAAUGGGAUCUCUUUAGCAGCCUAAUCUGAGCAUUGCACUGACUAUUAUAUCUGCACGUAUGCCUAACGGGAGGCGAUUCUUCUCCACGCAUUGAUUAUUUUAUUAUAGAAUGUGCAGUUUAAUCUGACCGAGGCUACUGCGUACAAUGCAGUCUUGUUUGAAAAGGCUAGGGUUUUAUUUAUCGUUCAUAUCUAAAAUUCCCUCAGUGUAGUUUCCCCAUGUUCAGAAAUCCGUAAAGAAGCUUGAAGAGCACGAAGAUGAAAAGCCACUGCAUUGCCUUAAUACCCAUAUAUGAGAGAUGUAUUUAUUUAUUUUAUCGCCAUCCUUUCAGGCGCAUUUUGGCCGUACGUUGUAUUCUCUUGUUUGCUCUCAUUUUUGAAAGUCACUGGUUAUUUAGCAACCUAAAAGUUUUUUUUUUUACGUUGGCCUUGUUAAAAUCCCACAUAAGAUCCUGAAACGAUAUAUUAUUUAGAAUAAAGUAUUCAUGCUGAAAAGCAUGCAAUAGUUUUCCUCAAGUAUUGAACCAUAACUCUAAAUUAUGCAGUGGAGUUUGUGUUAUAAUAUGAAGAUCUCUCAACUGGGAUGUGGAAAAACAAGCAUUUGGAAUCAUUUUCUUUUACUUUGUUCAUUUGAAACUUUUUAAAACUUUUAAAUUGGCCCUUAUAAAUGCUAAUGUGUUCUUUGCACAGCUGACGGGAUGAUCUGUUGCCUUAAUUUGAUUUUCUUUUGUCCGAUUAGUUUGAAAGAGUAAUUGACUGUUGCAGACAUUUUAGUUUAACCACCCUUACGGCUUGAAGAAAAACAAAGUUUGAAGUUAAAUGAAUAUUAAAAAUGCAACAUUUUAUCCCUAAAUUAUAAUGGAUUCACGCAUUUAUUUUAAUGUUCAGCAUCGGACCAUGUAUUCAGUGGCAUAUAAUUUGGACAAAAUACAGGGUGAUUUCUACAAACUCUUGUUCUGCCAAAAAAAAUUGAAGUGCUUGAUGGUGGGUCAUAAAAUAUUGGUUAUUAAGGACUCUGUAAGAUUAAGACAUUGUAUAUAUUCCAUCGAAGGGUUGGGUUAUUUGAAUACAUGCUUUCAGUUUGACUCUACUGAAUUUAUUAAUCAUCUGGUAUCUUAAUAUUGUAGGUUGUUCUGUUGUUUUAGCUAAUGGAUUUAUUUACUGUAAAUGGUUUAUUGGUUUUGUGGCUUAAACAGUUGAUAAUGACAUAUUGACAACUUGAUUCUAGUUGUGCAAGGAAGGAAUUGGUGUUAUAAUUGGAGUUAUUUAUAAUUUCAUGUAAAUGUGAAAUUUCAUUUUUCUUUUGUUUGUGCGGUUAGCUGAACCCUCUGAAUAAACAAUCCGAAAGUCCAA